UUAAUGUUUGAUAAUGCAUGGCUUUAUAAUAAAAAAACAUCACGUGUUUAUAAAGAUUGUACAACAUUAUCAGAGGUAUUUGCCAAAACCAUUCAACCGGUUGUGGAGUCACAUAGUUAUCGUCAUGGUUUUAAUUUGGAUGAUGGUUCAUCACCAGCAAAUUUACAAAAAGCUAGAAAUUUAUCAAUACAAAGAUGUAUACAAUCAUUGGCACAUGCAUGUCAAUGUCGUGAUGAAAAUUGUUGUUUACCAAGUUGUGGUAAAAUGAAAAGAGUUAUUAAACAUACUAAAUUAUGUAAAAGUAGAACAAAUGGUGGUUGUCCAAUAUGUAAACAACUUAUUGCACUUUGUUGUUUUCAUGCUAAACACUGCCGAGAAACAAAAUGCCUUGUACCAUUCUGUUCAAAUAUAAAACACAAAUUGAAACAACAACAAUUACAACAAAGAUUACAACAAGCACAAUUAUCAAGAAGAAGAAUGGCUGCAAUGAAUGGACGUCAAACUGGUGCUCAAGUUAAUGCAAUACAAGGUAGUCAACCAACACCAAUACCACAACAGCAACAACAGCCAUCAGCUCCACCACCACAAGCACAACAAUCUAUACCAAUGAGUGGUGGUGGUGGACCUGGUGUAGGACCACCAAAUGCAAAUGUAAAUAUGCUAUCAAAACAAUCACUUCAACAAUUAUUACAAGUACUCAGAAGUCCAAGUACACCAGAACAGCAAAGCCAAAUAUUACAAAUACUCAAAAGCAAUCCACCUUUGAUGGUUGCAUUUAUAAAACAAAGACAGCAACAAAUUGGUCAACAACAUGCUGAAGCUGUUAAUCAAAUGGAUCUGAGUCAACAAUGGUCAACAACAGCCACCUCCACCAAUAGCUGCAAUGAAUGGACGUCAAACUGAUGUUCAAGUUAAUGCAAUACAAGAGAGAAUAGAGCAGCCAUGAAGAAUUUGGUACAACUGGACCCAAGGAUGACUGAUCAACCAAUCACGUUUAUUUUAAAAUAAAAACUAAGUCACCUAAAUAUAA
Aphidius gifuensis is the source of this 1030-nucleotide messenger RNA. RefSeq names its product histone lysine acetyltransferase CREBBP-like. Gene Ontology annotation, biological process: positive regulation of transcription by RNA polymerase II. Gene Ontology annotation, cellular component: nucleus; transcription regulator complex; histone acetyltransferase complex. Lineage: Eukaryota; Metazoa; Arthropoda; Insecta; Hymenoptera; Braconidae. Gene Ontology annotation, molecular function: protein binding; chromatin DNA binding; histone acetyltransferase activity. Bases 4 to 903 code for a protein of 299 amino acids. The transcript has 2 exons. The record is from RefSeq and is a predicted model, not a curated record.